GAAGGUGAACGCGACGCGUUCGGCGUUCUUUCUUUAGUCGGCCGAUCGCUUUGUGCUAGGACGGACGUAUCACGUCACUUACGCGUCACUGUCGUAUUCGUGUUGUUUACAUUCUUAUUGGUUCGUAAUGAGACAAACAUUGGUUUGUGCGUGUUAAAAACUCGAGUUAUUGUUGCAUAGGUUCCGCGGAUGCGGUCAAGGAGUGCUUAAGCGUUUUGGAACUAUUGAAACGAAGAUGUCUACAUUAAGUAUGAGGGCGCCUGGCAUCCAGACGACGGUGCUGGACACGAGGUCUUUACAUGUUAGAGGAGUCACAACAAUCGAGGGCGUGAGGAGAAACUUGUUCGGGUGCACAGACAGGGAGGAAAACAGGAGAUUUGUUGAGCGAGAGUUGGCGAGGCAACUAGAUUUGGACAGCCAGAGGUGGGGCUUCGAUUUUGCGACCGAAACUCCACUGCCAGGAGCUCAAAGGUUCGCAUGGCAACUAGUGCCGGCCGCGUCCAUCCCUGCCGCAUUAAGGAGAUCGCCAAUUAAAAUAACGCCAAAACCAGCAGUGCCGAAACAAGAACCCAAAGUGUCGAGUCCAGAAAACAGCAAAACACAAAAGAGAAUAACAGAUUUCCUGAAGCCCCGCAAGCGGCUAGCGAGCAGCGGCAAGAAGUCGCCCGCCCACAAACACAAGCACGAGUGCGGCGGCGCGCACAUUCGCCCGCCCAAGGUGGCAAGGCUCGCGCAGGCGUUCAAGCGCGCCAGCUAGGCGCCCAGCUAGCCACCAGCUAGGCCGAAGUUACACAGCACACGCUCGGGCAGCAAACUAAAGGAACUGUGACCUACAUGAGCACGACUACACAAAACAUAUACUGUGUCAGACCGCGCGGAUAAACGCGCGGCUAGCCGCAUUUCCAUUUCAAUACGCAACCGCUUGUGAUUGUACGCACUUUACCGCAAUUUUUAAGCGGUUGUAUAUGAAACGGGAAAAGUCUCCCCCGCGGUUAACCGCAUAGAUUGGAAAUAACACAAAUUAAUGGCACGACUGUACACAACAAACUCUUACAUUCUCUAUGUCUAUGACUCCAACAAAGUAUCGAGCAAACAUAUUUUGCAGUAAUACAUUAUGAAUAGUUAAUUAUUGAUUUAUUAUUUUCCACGAAAAACCGUCGAAUCCAAGUGACGUCACCCAGAAACUUAAGAUGCUGUUUUGAAGAUAAAGUUAAGUACGAUUUUCUGUCGAAUCUGUGUGAUUGUGCUACAUGUAUUAGUCGGUUUUUCGUAGAAAAUAAAUUAAUGAUUCACUUUCAGGAAGUAUACUUACAUUUUUCAUCCUUUAUGGAUGUUUGUUCAAACCAAUAAGUUUACUUCGCUGUGCGAAGUCACCAAGUUUAGUAGUUAAUCAAACGCUCGUCGUUGAUCGAUAUGCAUUAUAGCGCAGUGUAUACAAUAAUAACAAUUACACCCAUAUUAAUAAACAUGGAUUAUAAUUUAAGCAUCAAUUUACGUCUAACUGUAAUCGACGUAAUUUAUGUUCACUUUGACGCUUAAAUUUUAAUCCAUGUUUAUUAAUAUAGGUUUAAAUGCCUUUUGAAACUACGUUCACACUAUAGUUGGCUGUGACAGUCAGGUGUGGUUAUUCUAUGACAUAGAGCCUGUAAAGUUUGUUAAGUUAAGCAAACUGCAACAUUAAGUUUGUAAUCUAAAAGUUGAUUGAGUUUAAGUCUGUCGAAAAUGUAAGUCGGCUAUAUAACUUCGGAUCAUGUUAUAGUGUCAUACUUUAGUUAUCAUGGGCUGGUCAACUGUUACGGCAAUUGUGCAAAUUAUUUUAUAUUAUCACUAAUUUAUUUUGAUUGUCAACGUUUCAAGACGAGGCAUAUCGAGAACAAUAUAAUAAUGUUAAGUAAUUUGUAAGAUAGUUUCUGACAUUUAUAAUUACAUAUGAUUUAAAUAAUAUAUUUCAAUGAUCCAUUUUGUCACUCACAUCAUCACAAUUUUUCAAAAUUUUGCUCAAAAAAUAAACCAACAAAGUAAUUGAGUGUCCCAGAACACGAGUCUAUUCCAAUACCGGGCAAUAUUUAUUUAUAAAGUGACAAUUAAUUUUAAGUUUAAUAUGAUCUCUGACAAGUAAAUUAAGUUAUAUUAGUCGUUAGAGAUAGGUUUAAAUUCGUAUUUAGGUAGCAAGUUUUAAAUAACAGACGUUUAAAUGUAAUAAAUUACUUUUAUUUCUUAUAUUUUCAAUAAUAUGUGUCACAAUUGCAAACGUCUUGGGCAUACUAACGCAUUAUGUUGGAAAUAAAAUUUUCAUUGGAAAUGCGAUAGUAUUUUCGAUGCGUUUCAUUGAGUAUUGUUUCGUUUAACUUUGUAUUUUUCGUCGCUGUAUUGCGAGAAAAAUACAAAGAUACACAAAAAAAAAGAAAUUCAAAAAUUGUGUAUGUCAGUUACGCGUGAUUGUGGUUUACUCCUUACGAACAGCUUCCUGUUAAUAGUUUAUUGCACAAAAGAAAAAAAACAAUAACAAAGUAAAUACACGCUAAUUACAUAAAAUCAGACAAUAGAAGAGAAGAAAAGAAUUUUGAAUUUUGGGGGUAAUUUUACUUUCCAUCUAAUUUGAGUAGUAAAGGGCUAUACAUUUUCGCUAGCACGUGAAUUAGCUUGAGGUCAUUUUUGUUAUUGUUAAGGGGUUUCUUGUAUUGGACUAAUAAAAUAUGUCAGACGGUAAAACUAGCACGGUGUAUACUAAAAAUCUGUUCUUAAGGAGUAAACUCCAAAUCUAACUGCGUUAACCUGUUCAAUACACCUAACACUUCUGUACGUAGUCGAGUAAAUUUCCUUCAACCAAAAGCAAUUAAGUUAACGUUAAAUAAAUACAAAUACUCAAGAAACAUUUUGUUACCUCUUGACGUAACAAAAUUAUUAAUGCCAGUUUUCAAUUGAUAAAUAGGGGUGUCCGAUGCAAGUUGUCGAUAAAUAUUUAAAAUGAAAUGAAAUGAAAAUUUAUUAUUUAUAGUUUUUCAUUUCAUUUCAUUUCAAAAAAAUAUUAUCCACAUCGAGUGUUGUAUCAUCCCUGAUGAUGUUAUAUGAUAGAUGAUAUUGUUUUAUACAAAGACAUUGAGUAUUUGUGUUCGAUUAAACAAGAUCUUAACAUUAUUAGUUACGUUGUUGUAUUUAAUUGAUUAUUUUAUUUUUAUGAUUUAUCAAUGUUUGUUUUUAAAUUGGUUGUCUAAAUACUGUGUACCAUUCGGAAUAGAAAUUUCCCUAAAAAGCCGCGGUUCCUUUAUUAAAGUACAAAUUAUUUUCAUGAAUGUUUAGGUAAGGGCCGCGGCGAUAUCUUUAAAAGACACUUCAUUUCAUUUCAUAAUAACAAUUUUUUCAUUGCUAGGAUUCUUUACGUUAAGGAGAAUAGACAGAACUACUAAAUUUAUCGGCAUUUAGUGCUAAAUUUUCCAUUCACACGAUUUAAUGUAUGAAUAGAGAAAAAACCUCUAUUUUAUUUAAUUCAAUUAAAAUAGAGAUUGAACCACGUUAAUGCAUAACUUUUUCAAUUUGUAAUACGAAAAGUUUAUUUUAUAAUGUCUAGGUCUGCCACAGCAGGUUUGACUAGAGUCUUGACUAAAAUAACUAUGAAAUUAGGUAUAAAUGAAUUUUUAAAAUUGGACAAAUGAAGAAAAACUACACUUAUUUUGUCAUUAUGAGACGCUAUGCGUUUUAUGGUUUUUUUUUUAAACUACGAGGUGUCUCGGUUUUUCUUUUUAUUAUGACUUUUUUUUAAAGAGUUUUGACUUGUUCUUGAAUUUAUGAAUUGCGUUUAACAUGUAGUCUCUAGAACAAACGCUUUUUACCCUCUGUUUCAUGGCACAUAAAAAUAGCUAAGAAGCUAUCUUUCUGGAAUAUUCAUUCAGUUCAUACGUUAAAAAUAUCAACAAAUAAUUGACCAUGAUUUAUUAAUUUGGUUCAGUUAUUUGCUAUACGUGGCUUUCGUUUUUGAGAUUACACUGAUGAUUUAUUUAAAAUUUUAUUAUUCGGACAAUUUUAUUCGGAUUAUGUUAUGUGCCAAAUUAAGAUUGUAUUACGAUACUGCGAAUUAUUUUUAAUUGGACGUUAUUUUAUUAAUUUGUUUAUUUUUUUUUACAUUAUUUUGUUUUUUGAAAAUUAAGUACCUAAUUGGGAUAAAAUAACAUUUGAUACAAGUUAUAUAUAUGAAAAAACAAUUAAAUUAGGAAAAAUAUUUGAGAGUUUUUGGUUCUGUUCAAAAUCGUACAAACAAAUAUCCAUAGUACGUACAUAUUACUUCCAAAAAUAUGCAAAUCCUUCAAAUUCUUCGCAGUAUUGUAAUGCACUCACAAAAUUAUAUGUGGUCAUGACAUGUGGAGUUAUUUAGUUAAAAAAAGAGAUUGUAUUCAAAGCUUUGAACGCGAAAUAAACGAGUGGAAACGCUACGUUCUUAUAAUUUAUUUUAAUAUAUUCUCUUUAACACCUGUGAUGUAUUAAAUAUGAUCUCAGAACAUAAUUUAACUGUAUGCAAUUGUUUUUUUUUUGUUUGUUUAAAAAUAGUUGUUAGCUUACUGAGCGAUAGGAAGCUUGAGUAACUUACAAAGAGAGAAAGAGUGAAAAAUACAGUAUCCCUGGCUUUUUUGGUUUUAAGCGAAUGAGAAAUAAUUUAAUACAUCAAGAUUAAAAAUAUAAUUUUAUUUUUGUUAAUAUAUAAAUUUUUCUUAAUUACGGUUUGUGUUGGUUUCGACUGGACAUUUUGAGGGUAGGUUUAGAAGUCACGUCCCCGCGGCACUGUAUAUAUUGUGCACAUAUGUGUAAUUUAUUGAACGGCGGGAAAUGUGCGUUUAAAGGGAUUAAUUGUGCGUUUAAAGGGUUUUGGGGUAAUCUGUCAAAAAUAAACACCAUUUAAAUACGAUUACGUAUAAAUUUGACGGUUUUCAAUUCAAAAAUUGCGUUUAAUGUUUUGAAUUGACAUUAGUGACGAUGCUACGUCUCACUAAUGUCAAAAGAAAAUUUUGUAAAAAAAGUUAUACAUACAGCAAAUUUUAUCGACGUUCUAAGGGUACUUAAGUUAUAUCGACACUAAUCGAUAUUUUUUUCGCAAUCCCUAUAAAAAUAGUCAUACACACACCCUAAUCUAUAAUCAUUCGAUAUUAGGUUUUAAUUAAAUAUACUUAAACAAUACACUUCACUAUCUAGCCCCAAAGUAAGCAUACAGAGUAGCUUAUGUUAUGGGUGCUAAGAUAGUUGAUAUUAUAAUAUUAAUAUACAAUUAUUAAUUUGAUUUAAUAUCUGGUGAUUGUCGAAUGUGAAGUGUUGUAUGUACUUUUGACAGUUUACUUCUCAAUUCUUUAGCGGGAUGUUUAGUAUAUAGUCGAGACCUUGUAAGGGAUACACAAAAAAAAUUGAAAAUGACUGUUAUUGAAGCUCCAGAGGCAAAAUUUUAAUGUAAACUCAGUAAAGGUCGUAACAUAUAGCUAUUCUGUUCAUAUUUUUAUUAAUUUCUUAGAGUAAAAUCUUUAAGACAGUUACGCCAACCGUUAAAAUGUAGAGUUCUUUUUAAUUCAAUAUGUAUUUAAUUUUCACACCCUGAAUUAAUUUUUAAUCUAUUAAUAACUGGUUGCUAAUAAAAAUCUUUAUAUGCUUUAUCCACAUUUUUUGGUUAUUUUUAAUGUUUUAAUCAUUGGCGUAACUGUAAUAGAGAAUCAGAUUGAAAACACCUGUAUCACUUCAAGAAAAACAUCCUGUAUAGUCACCCGAGAUAUUACAGAUUAGAAUGAAAGUGCCACAAAUGUAAAACUGUAAAUAUUUUGGCAAUUAUUUCUCAAAUUAAAUAAUAUUCUAUAAAUAAUAACAUGUUUCAGUCUCAUAACAUAUCUAUGUGUAAUGUAUAAAACUUAAAAUUAGUUUAUAAAAGAAAGCUUACUUCAUACGGUA
Molecule: messenger RNA, 5919 nt
Organism: Bicyclus anynana (squinting bush brown)
Lineage: Eukaryota; Metazoa; Arthropoda; Insecta; Lepidoptera; Nymphalidae
Product: cyclin-dependent kinase inhibitor 1
Exons: 2
Coding region: 236-757 (173 amino acids)
Biological process (GO): regulation of cell cycle
Cellular component (GO): nucleus
Molecular function (GO): cyclin-dependent protein serine/threonine kinase inhibitor activity
Source: RefSeq, a predicted model, not a curated record